Molecule: messenger RNA, 1854 nt
Organism: Danio rerio (zebrafish)
Lineage: Eukaryota; Metazoa; Chordata; Actinopteri; Cypriniformes; Danionidae
Source: RefSeq, a predicted model, not a curated record
UAAACAAAUUGUCUUCGUAAAUAUAAACGGCAUUUAAUAAGACGACCGUAGGAUUAAAUGAAACGUAGACAUAUCCAAAAGUGAAAUAACGUUAUAGGAUAUGUUUGAGAUACGUGUGUGUGUGUGUGUGUGUGUGUGUGUGUGUGUGUGUGUGUGUUUUCGUACGCACUCAUUGGUAGGACAGUUGACGAUGCUGAGUUGAGCGGAAUGCAGCUGAUUUGAUCCCUCUGGUCACGUGGAGAAGUUUGGUGCAGUGUCUGUGUGUUGUUAGUUCAUCCGUCAGCAGAAAUCCAGCGUGCAAAAUAUACACACACACAGUCAAUGUCUCUGCUGGAGGACAUCGUUGACCUGCUGAAAUGUGUUCUGGAAUAUUUUGGAGUGCCUCCAGACAUGUUGGUUCCAGUAUGGGAAAGUACACACUGUGGACAGUACCGAAGCCUAGUCCGAAUGAUUGGAACAAAUCUUCCUCUUUCUCCUUACCCUCGGUUGCGGUUUCAGAUUCCUCUGCAGACCUUUAAUAAGCACAGCCAUAUCGAUGUGUCAGUGGACUCUCCAGCCAUUCCUACUUUAGCGGAUGUGCUUUGGCUGGUCGAGGAUGAAGGAGACAGUCACACAAAAUUCAGGAAUGCUGUCCCACUGAGGAAAAAGUGUGUACCUCACGGUUAUGAGACUCCCUCAUUGGGGUCCGUGUCUGUAAAAGCUCAGAGAGGCGGAGGGGUCCUGGCACAGAGCACUCAGCCUGAUGCCCUCCUGAAGAUCUCUGCUCUGGAGGAGGAACUUCAGAGACUUCGAGCACAGAUUGCUACCAUAAUCACAGCUCCAGCAGGCCCUGUGGUUUCUCCAACUGAUCCUGGCACUCCUUGCUCUGCUCCUAAACCAGCUCCUGUCCUCACUUCAACUCCUGUCUGUCCUCCUCCUCCACCACCUCCUCCUCCUCCAGCAAUGCCCACUAGAACUGAAGUGUCCAUGUCGGAAAUGAUUCAACAAAGACAGGCAGCAAAAAAAGAAACGCUUGCACAAUGUGGUCCAUCCUUAACUACAGCGCCCUCAAUGUUAGAGGUGCUGAGGGACCUCAAUCAGGUCAAACUGCGUUCUGUCGAGAGAUCUCCAGGAGGAACUCCAAUAAGGAGACGGAGAAGCAAAGGUGUAGCAUGUUCAUCUGAUCCAGCAGCUCUCAUCGCCGAAGCCCUGAAAAGAAAGUUUGCACACAGGCAGAGAGACGACUCGUUUGGUAAAGAGAACCACUCGGCUGAGCCCUCUCCUUUCAGCAGUCCAGACACUCCUAGGUCAUGUGUUGGUUUUCAGAUUUUCCAGCACACCAGACGCAGCCAGGGCCGAAUUCACCUUUGACCCUUGACCUUAAAGUCUUCCAGGAGUUGUUGUCAUGGACUGAUGUGACAGACAGACUUCUUUCCAAUGUUGGUUGUUCUGUCUCCCUUUUCCUAUCCCUUUCUUUGUGAGUAAUUCACACAGACCUCUUUCUGAAAACACUGUGCAUGCUUUUUGAGCUUUCUUUUUUGUUUUUUGUGCAGAGGCAACUUGUUUGUGUAAAUAUUGCAGCUGAGGAUUUCUUAAUUGUGAAUCGCUUAUUUUAAGAGUUGAUUCAGGAUUGCAGUAAUAAUGUUUGCUAAAAAAUGAGCUUUGCCAUACAAAUAUAAUUUGAUCUAUGCAGUAUAUAGUUUUUUUUAUUAUUUAAAGCCUAAGAAACAAUCUCUGAACAACUCAACCAGUGCUAUUGAGGUUUUGAAAGAUGGUACUUCUUUUACUAAUCAUUUUUCUGCUUUAUUUUGUCACCUCAUACAAAGAGCUAACGGAGUAUUAAUCUCAGAAACAAUAAACCAGUUCUAAACCUUU